CUCACAUAUAGUUCACACAAAAGAAACAACCAUUCACUUCAUACCUUGUCAUUACUUCUCUCUCUCUCUUUCUCUUUCUCUCUCUUUCUGUUUCUCUCUCCUCUCAAUCUCUAAUCUCUCUGCAACUACUCCCCUCAAUUCAUCAUCAAAUCCCAUUUGGACAGAAACCCAGAAAUCCCUCACAUCAAAAUCCAAAACCCAGAUCAUCAUCCUUUAUAAAGCCUACUACUUCUACUAUUCAACCACACAAGUACAAUAAUACCUAGAACAAGCUGCAGAAAGAAGAGUGUGUUUGUGUGUGUGUUGUGUGUGUGUGAGAGAGAGAGAGAGAGAUAGAGGGCUUGUUUGGUUGUGGAAGAUGGAGCUGUUCCCAGCACAACCGGACCUAUCUCUACAAAUCAGCCCUCCAAACACCAAACCCACAUCAGUUUGGAGGAGGACAGAAGAAGAAAUGGAUCAUUUGGGGUUCUGGAAGAGAGCUUUGGACUCCAGAAACUCCUCCAUCUCUUCAAUGUCCAAAUCUGAUCAUUUCUUCGACCUCUCGCUCUCGAAUCCGAGAGCCUCCGAGCCCAGCUCCAACCCUCUCCACCUCCUCGGCGCCACCAACAAUUUAAUCCAUUCCAUCCAUCAGAACCACCAGUACCAAAAUCACCAACAACAACUCCAUACCCAACUCUUUCAACAUCAACAACAUCAACAUCAAGGAGGACUCAACUCAGAGCAGCUCAAUUUCUUGAGACCCAUUAGGGGAAUCCCAGUGUACCAAAACCCUCCUACUGGUCCUUUCCCAUUCAGUACUCAACAGCCUAUAGAUACACCAUCUGUAUCGUCUUCAGCUACUGCGACUACCACCGCCCCCACUAAUAACUCUGCAAGUCCCUUCCACUCUCAAGGCCUAAUGCGAUCGAGGUUUUUCUCGCGGUUUCCGGCUAAACGGAGCAUGAGAGCGCCCAGGAUGCGUUGGACUACAACGCUCCAUGCUCGCUUUGUUCACGCUGUUGAGCUCUUGGGUGGCCAUGAAAGAGCUACACCCAAGUCAGUUCUUGAGCUCAUGGAUGUGAAAGAUCUCACCUUGGCCCAUGUUAAGUCUCAUUUACAGAUGUAUCGAACGGUGAAGACCACGGAUAGAGCAGCCGCUUCUUCGGGACAAUCAGAAGUAUUGGAUAAUGGGUCAUCUGGAGACACUUCUGAGGAUCUAAUGUUUGAUCUUCAGAACCCAAGAAGGUCUGAGCUAUCGUCGGUUCAACAAGGAAGAGCAAAUGUGCAUCAAGACAAGGAUUAUCAUGGCCUUUGGAGCAACUCUUCAAGCAGGGAAGCUUGGUUGCAUGGAAAACCAAGGGAUUCUGAAGGACACAUAACAUCUCUUGAGAAGGACAUGGAACCUAAAAGCUUAAGCUAUGAGAGAGUGUUAUCAGAUGUGAGCUCACCAAAUCUCUCAGGGACAAGCCACAAGAAGCCCAAUUUGGAGUUCACCUUGGGGAGGCCACAGUGAUUGAUAUAUGUAUAUAUAUACUUAUAUAUAUAUAUAUAUCAACUGCCAUGGGAGUACUACUCAUUUUGAAAUCAUUAUAACUCUGAAGGGGGAGCUGGUGAAGAGAAUCGGGUACCACAGUGGAAAUUAGAGGGAAAAGAAAGAAAAAGAAAAGAAAAGAGAAAAAGAAAAGGAAAAGAGAGCUAAAGAAGGACAAGGAGACAAGAAAGACAGAAAGCAAGAAAAGGAGAAGGGUGGAAAAAAGCAUUUCCUUCCAUCAAGCUGUGAGAUCCAAAUCAACAUAUUUUAUUCCUACGUAGAUAUGAAAUCUAAUUGAUUUUGUAUGUUCUGCACUUAGUUAGAGAGGGGCGGAGAGAGAGAGCUCUUUAAUUAUCUUAAAUUAUGAAGUGAUCCUUGGUAAUUGUAAUGGGGGCACUUUACAUUUAACAAAAGAAUAUAUAUAUAUUAAAUUCUAUCCAAUGAGUUGGAUGCAA
Cornus florida is the source of this 1965-nucleotide messenger RNA. Its product is annotated as probable transcription factor KAN2. Gene Ontology annotation, biological process: regulation of DNA-templated transcription; abaxial cell fate specification. The record is from RefSeq and is a predicted model, not a curated record. NCBI's taxonomy places the organism in Eukaryota, Viridiplantae, Streptophyta, Magnoliopsida, Cornales, Cornaceae. Bases 359 to 1492 code for a protein of 377 amino acids. Gene Ontology annotation, cellular component: nucleus. The transcript has 6 exons. Gene Ontology annotation, molecular function: transcription cis-regulatory region binding.